ACGCAGAACUACUGCCGCUGGUGAUGUUGCGAUGCGUUUGCAACGGCGAUGCUGCCGUACCAGCUCGGGGCCGUGGAGAAUUGGCUGCGAUCUCGCGCCUGCCUCGUUGUCCUCGGCAGGGGUCUUGGCACUCAGAAGGUGCUUCUGGAGGCUUUCAGACGAGCCCUGGCAGCUGGACAAACGGAUGGUCAGCAUUCCCAGCGCGUGCUCGUGCUCCUAAACACUCCGCAGGAAGAGGCAGAGCUGUUGGCAAAGCGAGCGUCUGCGGAUCCUCUUUGGUCAGGACUGCGGGCCAACUUGACUGUUAUAGGGCCAGAUUUCAGCGUGGAAGACCGAGCGAACGCUUUUGCUCGCGGAGGGGCCUUCAUCGCGAAUGCGCGCAUUCUGGUUCCUGACUUGCUUUCGGGACGGGUGCUGCCUGAAACAAUCGAUGGGAUUUUUGUGAAUCAUGCGCACGGCGUGGCUGAGCUAUCUGCAGAUGCUUUCGUGCUGCGGCUGUUCCGCUUGAAGAACCAACGUGGCUUUGUGCGCGCCAUCUCCGACAUGCCGGAUGCCUUUGCGCGGGGCCAGGGUCAACUUGAGAAAGUGAUGCAGCGGUGUUUCAUCAACGAUCUGGAGAUUUGGCCCCGUAUUCGCAAAGAGGUUCAGGACUGUUUGUCGCAUGACUUCCAGCCAGAGGUUCGGCAGAUCAAUCUGGAGCUCCCGCGCCAGGUGCAGCAAAUUCAGCGCCACAUCUUGAACAUCGUACAAGGUACGCUGGGAGAGUUGAAGAAGGACCCCAACCUGGAACUCAACUUCCAGGUGCGCGACUCAGUGGCCGCAGCCUUCGAAGCAGAGCUGCGUCAGAUCCUGGACCCGGCCUGGCAGAACCUGGGGCCCCAGGCGCGUCGUCUGGUGGGGGAUUUGGGGGCCGUGCGGCGGCUGCUGACGGAGCUGCUGCGCGGCGAUGCCGUGGAGUUCCUGCGGCUCCUGGAGAAUCUCUGCGAUGCCUCCCCCGUGUGGCUCCACAGCCCCGACGCCCAGGCUCUGCUGGCGUUGGCCAAGGACCGGGUUUACGAGGUCCAGAGCGGGCGUUGUGUGCGGAAGCUGGAGCCACAUGCCAAGUGGGCGAAGGUGUUGGAAGCCGUGGAUCAGACAUUGUCCGAUGUAAUCCAGCAGCCAGUUGCGCCGCCGAUUGAGCUAAAAGCCGAGCCGGUGUCGGUGGAGGUGCCUGGGCUGGGCUCUGACGACAGCGACCUGGAGAUGGUGGCGGUGCAUCGUGUCACCAAGAAGCCCCGGACGGAGCCAACGGAUGGAGUGCUUGAGCCGCGGGUGCUGGUCAUCGCCCCGGAGGACAGGUCACGGCUGCAGGUCUCUGCGCUGCUGCACCGCGGCGUGGAGGCCGCGUUGCUGGACCGUCUGGGCGCGUAUCUGCGGGACAGGGGCAAAAGGGAUCGCGAUGGCCUGGUAGCGCGGGAGGCGGAGGCGGUGGCGCAGGAGCUGCAGCAGCUGCAGCCGCGGAGCUCGCUGCAGAUGCGCGAGGUGGCGGGCCGUUUGUGCCACCCCCGGGUCGACGUGGCGGAGCCGGACUCGGAGCUGGAGGCGCGGCUGGAGGAGAUGCAGCCGCACACUGUGGUGGUGUUGGAGCCCAGCCUCCAAGCCAUCCGCACCCUGGAGGUCUAUUGCGCCAACCUCGGCCGGAAGCUGAACCAGCUGAAGACGGUGAAGCUGGAGCCUGGUGCGCAGGCGCCGACUCCGCGGCUGCAGGUCUAUUUGCUGGCCUUCGAGGAUUCCAUCGAGAAAUAUCGCUACCAGCAGAGUCUGCUUCAAGAGAGCCAGGCAGUGGACUCCAUCAUCCGCUUCCGGCAGCACGUGACCUGGAAGGUGGACCCGCCCACGGAGGUCGCACCUCCAGAGCCCUCCUCCAGGCGUGGCGGUGGAGCACGCGCCCUGCAAGCCAUGGUGAAGCCGCGGGUCGUGGUUGACAUGCGCGAGUUUCGCUCCACCCUGCCCUUCAUGCUGCACCUCCGCGGCUUGGCGGUGGAGCCAGUCACUAUCCCGGUGGGUGACUACGUGCUCUCUCGUGACAUAUGCGUGGAACGGAAAGCUAUCAUCGACUUGGUGCAGUCCCUAGCCAGCGGACGGCUGUACCAGCAAGCGCAGAACUUGUGCCAGUACUAUUCCAACCCACUGCUGCUGGUGGAGUUUGACCCGGCCAAAGGCUUUGUUCUGCAGAGCAGCUACCAGAUUGCGCGAAGGGAGAUCGAGGUGGGCACCCGGGAUUUGCUGGGCAAACUGUCCCUCCUAGUGCUUCACUUCCCAAAGCUGCGGUUGAUGUGGAGCCCCUCUCCCCGCUUCACAGCAGACGUCUACUUGAAGCUUAAGGAGGGCAGGUACCAGCCUGACUCGAAGGCGGCAGCCCAGAUCGACGCUGAGGAGGCUGACGUGCCUCACUCCAACACGGCGGCCUUCGACGUGCUGCGGAAGCUGCCUGGGGUGACACCCCGAAACAUGCACGCCCUGGCGAGGAAGGCCGGCACACUGGCGGCCAUUCCUGACCUGUCACUGGAGGAGCUCGCGGAGGUCAUGGGAAAGCCCAACGCGGAGCAGCUUCACAGCUUCGUGCACGCCAGCCACCUGCCAGCCGCCACCCAGGAUCGAGGCCCAGAGAUCCCGGAGCACACGGCCGAGUAAGGCAAGUGUCGGGGGACUUCGCGGACGCCGCUUUGGCACAGCGCAUUGUGCUGAGACAAUGCGCCAGAGCGGAUCGGCCUCGGCAGAGGUGUGAAGCACAGUGGGAGCCUGCUUUGGCCAGGC
Messenger RNA from Effrenium voratum, 2796 nucleotides. NCBI's taxonomy places the organism in Eukaryota, Dinophyceae, Suessiales, Symbiodiniaceae. The record is from the annotation of a GenBank genome assembly.